CUGGCGUCGCUCUACCCGAGCGUCCUCAGCAACGUGCGGGGGUCGGCACCGCGACUCGCGGUCACGCGCCUUCGCGGCGUGGGGCUCCAAUCGGGCGGCUGCGGCGACCGGUCUCUGCGCUUCCGACCCGCGCUCGUCUUCCAGCCCAAGCACGCACGCGAGACGCUCGAGCUCAUCGACCACGUCUGCAACGGGCUCAAGUGA
Saprolegnia parasitica CBS 223.65 is the source of this 204-nucleotide messenger RNA. RefSeq lists its product as hypothetical. The transcript is spliced from 2 exons. The record is from RefSeq and is a predicted model, not a curated record. Lineage: Eukaryota; Oomycota; Saprolegniomycetes; Saprolegniales; Saprolegniaceae.